Molecule: messenger RNA, 1205 nt
Organism: Dermatophagoides farinae (American house dust mite)
Lineage: Eukaryota; Metazoa; Arthropoda; Arachnida; Sarcoptiformes; Pyroglyphidae
Product: caspase-1-A
Biological process (GO): regulation of inflammatory response; proteolysis
Cellular component (GO): AIM2 inflammasome complex; NLRP3 inflammasome complex; IPAF inflammasome complex
Molecular function (GO): cysteine-type endopeptidase activity
Source: RefSeq, a predicted model, not a curated record
AUCGAGGCACCACUGUAAUGAGAAAUAAUUUUCAUUUUACCUUUAAGCGUCAUAAUGAAUUAGAUAGAUAGAUUUAUAGAUAAUUAAGAAUCAUGGAUAACCGUAAAGCUCAAUUCAUUUUAGAUAAUUUGACUCGCUUGGCCGAAAAAUUUGAACUAAAUGAAGCAUUUUGGGAACGUUUUGAAAAGGAGAAUAUUUUUCCCAAAACUUAUAUCGAACAUAUGAAAAAUGGCAAUGGACUUGAUACGGAAAAUUUGAAAAAAAAUUUAUUAAUCGACAUUACUAAACGCCAUUCAUCAUCAUAUGAGAAAAUGUCAAAAAUAUUUCGUGAUUUAUUCGAUUGUGAUUUUUUGGACCAUUGGUGUAAAAAUUAUUAUCCAAAUACACGUCCAGGUUAUUGUUUGAUAAUCAAUAAUGAAAAAUUUGAAACCAUCGAUAAUCGGACCGGAUCCAAUACAGAUGUUACAAAACUUUGUGAUGCAUUCGAACGUUUAAAUUUCAAAGUGGAAACUCGUUCUAAUCUAAGUAAAGAUGAGAUGUUAGAUUUAAUGAAACAAUUGAACGAAGAUGAUUCAUUAAAAAAUUAUGAUAUUUUCAUGUUGAUAGUUAUGUCACAUGGAUAUUCUUCACAUUUUAUGACUGUGGAUGAAAAAUAUUUGAAAUACAAAGAAAUUGAAGACAAUUUUAGCCAUAAAAAAUGUCCACAAUUGAAAAAUAAACCAAAAAUCAUAAUUUACAAUUGUUGUCGUGAAGCAAUAACGGAUAAAAUUGCUAAACAAAUCAAUGAACAAAGUUCCGAAAGGCAAGAAUCAAUAGAUGAUGGAAUCAAAGAUAUGAUAGUCAUUUAUUCCACUCUUGAAAAUUAUUUAUCUGUUCGCGAUGAAGAGCAAGGAACUUUUUUCGCCAAUGCUUUAGUUCAAUCAUUGAAUGAAUUUAAAGAUACAGAUUUGGAUAAAAUCAUACAACACGCAAACAAACUGUUGAUUGAAAUGUCACAAAAUGAAUCGAAUCACAUUGAACGUCGUCAAGUGAUUGAAUGGCGUAAAAUAGGUAUAACGAAAUAUAUUUAUUUUAAAACUUCCUAAUUAAUUGGAAACUUUGAUAUUUAUAUACAAAUUUAACGUCCAAACAUUUAACAAGCAAUAUUAAUUUUUCAUGUUGCUUGGAUAUUGCUUUUUUUAUAUAUACUUUUAUUAUGUGACGAA